Messenger RNA from Penicillium salamii, 504 nucleotides. Lineage: Eukaryota; Fungi; Ascomycota; Eurotiomycetes; Eurotiales; Aspergillaceae. The record is from the annotation of a GenBank genome assembly.
AUGCUUUACUCACUCAACACAAGACACUCAAUUCCCUCUCAAUAUCCUCCGAAGACUCCGAAGUUCUAUACUCAACUUUCUAGAUUCAACUCAAGAAUCCUAACUUAUACUUUCACCAUGAAGUUCACCAUCUCCGCUAUUGUCUCUUUGCUGGCAGUCGCCGUCUCUGCCGCACCCCUCGAGGCUCGCCAGGCAAGCACAGUCUCUGUGGUUCUUUCCAACGACCAGUCCGGUGCAACUGGUACUGCGACCUUCCAGCCUGACAACACCGACAGGAGCAUCUUCGCUCUUUAUGGCAGCACCCCUGUUGGGGCAGGUGGCACAGUGAAGGCGAGCUCUGCCUUUUUCAAUGUCGCCCCGGUGAACAUCAACUGCGUGAUUAUCAACAACGGAGUCACCAUUGCCACCUUGACAAAUGACAAGUCCUUUGCGGACCUCGAUGGAAAUGCCGGCCAGGCUACUCCGGUCAACCUCAACGGCGCCAUCAUUCGAUGCCACGUCUAG